GAAAUGGGGAGGGAAAUACGGAUGACAAAUUUGGCGCGAAAGAUCAUCGGGUACGUCAGUUCGUUACGACGAAGACUACUGAGGUGAGUCUGGUGGAAGAUUGUGCGGAAUUGCGCGUGUCAACUGACUAAAACGAUAAUUAAAGCGAGACAAGCGUAUUGUUUUGAUGUCUGUGCGUUUAUAAGAAGACACCCGCUGUUCUUUUACCAUCAAAAUUGUCUUUAAACUUCACUGAAAAAGGAAUCCCGCAUUGAUUUCUGACAAUGGCAAUAAUUCAUCCAGUGAUUACUGGUUUAGCGGAAGUUUCUUCAAAUAACGAUACAGAUUUCAAUGAAAAUGAACAUCACAUUGGAAAUGAUGAGUCCAACAUCUCCAAAGAUACUUCGAUAUGCAAUAAUGAAUCAACACGUAAUGACCAAAAGGGAAACGCUGAAAAGAACUCGAGAGAGAUCGUUUGUAAUAACAUAUCAUCUAAGGGAGAUGAUAUUUGCUGCAAUCUUGAAAAUUUACAAAUUCCUAUCACUUCAGCUAAGAAUGGUUAUCUGGAUGAUGAGACCGAUCUCAGCAAAAACACUGAAGUUAGAGCUGAUGAUAAACACUUUAGUGUUAGUAGUGAGAAUGGUGAAAAAAUACCAUCAAAGAAAUUCAUGACCCUUGUGGAUAGUGAUUCCGAGGAUGAGAUUAAUACAUAUAAAACAUCAAAUGAAGAAUUGUUUAUUGAUGAUGAAGAUAAUCAUUCUGGAUCAUCUGGAUAUGCACAAAUUACAAAAUAUAAGGGAAGACCCAAGAUUAAAAGUAUAAGGAGAAUAGUAGACAGUAAAUCUGAGGAUGAUGAAGAAACAAGUAAUAUUUAUCAUUCUCCUCAAAUGUCUGAUAGAACUAUGGGUGUUAUUACUGAUCUAAUCGAUCCCGAAUCUGAGGAAGAAAAAGAAGCAUUUGGCAGUUCUGUCACAUUUGAUGACCUUGGUACUUUAGAAACCAAAGAUGCUAAAGGAAAAUCUGUCAAAAAAAUAAAGGGUUCCAUAAGAGCUGCUAAAAAUGAGGCAAUGCACAAAAUAUACAGCGAAAGUCAGCGUUUAUUGAGGGAAACAGGAGUUUCUUUACCAUAUCACAGACCUAAGCAACGUACAUUACAAGAAUUUUUAAGUAGAACAAAAUUAUCAGUAUCUUUCCCAAAAGCACCUUCUACAGCUGUAAAAUUAAAAAUAUCAUCUGCUAUAGUGAGCCAAAUCCUUGCGAAAAAGGAAAAAGAAGCAGAACUAUUUUACAAAUCCUCAGAUUCGGAAGAUGAUACACAUGAAGCUAUGUCAUCAACUUACGAGAAUAUAAAAAAAUCUUCCAGUGCAAAUGAAGAGAAAUCCUCCGCAGAUAUCGUACGUGCUGAAGACACACAAAAUAUUGGAACAAAUGAUCCGGAUUCUCAUGAUAAAAGAGAGACUGUACAACAAAAUGACACAGAUCUCAUUGCUCACGAGAUAUUGGUCGAAAAUGAUGGGGCAGAUUGCCAAGAUAAUGGUCAUGUACUUGGUUUGCCGCUUCCAAAGUUUACAGAUGAUAUAGAUAAAAAAAAGCUGCUAUCCAAGUUAGCGCCAAAUUCGAAGGUUACAUUAAAAGGUUCACCGGGUAUGAUUAUUGAUCUAACGGACGACGUAAAAUCAAGUUUAAAGGGUCCAAAUAGCUUACUGGACAGAUUUUUUGGUAAACACGUUGUUAAUACAAAUAAGCAGGUCGAUGAUAAAUCCGAAUUAACUGUAAUACACUUGCAAGAUACUGAGAAUGGUCCGAUUCCGGUUAGGGAAGUACUCCCGUAUAAAUUACCCGCUGAUACCGAUAAUCCCGAAUUAAACAAGCCCGGCGCUAAAUUAACGCGUUUGAAAGAACAUUUGAAGUUGCAAAUGUCUCUGAAACGGAAUGAAGAGUGGAAACAGAAGGAAAUAGAAUUGCAAACGCAAGAAAAAGAGAUAUGGAAUGAGGAAGAAGAAAUUGACUGUGAUUUAGUAGACGAGCAGGAGAAAGCCGAUAUUUUAGAAUUAAGUGAUAGCGGAGAGAGUGAGCCCGAGGAAAAUGAUGUCCGUAUCGAGGAUAAGAAAAGGAAGAAGUGCUUGUUUGCAGACGACGAAGCAGAAGUUACAGAUAGUGAAAAUUUCGACGAGACGGAUGAAGCAGGACUUGGCAAACAAUCUACAAAUCUCAAGCGUGGAAACAAGAAAAAAUAUACGGACGAUGAUGAAAGUGGCAUGGAAGAAGAAGAAGAAGAAGAGGAGGAGGAGGAGGAGGAGGACAAAGGCACAGAUGAAGAUGAAAAUAAAGUUGAAAGUGAAGCUGAAUUUGCAUACAAGUGUAACGAUAAUACUGGUCCAAGUAUUAACAUUGUCAGAAAUGAAAAGAAAAGAAAGCGGAUAAUACAGAAAUAUCAAGACGACUCGGAAGAUAAGGAUAACCAAUCAAAACGCACAGUGGUUAUACGUGCGGUACGUUCCAAAGAGAAUAGUUGGACAGAUGAGAAUGAGAACAAAAAUAUGCAACAGCAAGGACAAGUUACUGCAAAGAGUCAAAUAUGCAAGACGCCUAUGAGAAAGUCACGCAUGCUUGAUUUUGUUUCUCCUAUAACACAGUUGAGUGUAUUAAAUACCUCCUUCGAUUCUAGCAAAAAAGAAGAACAUCCGAUUGAUAAGCAGGAAUUCACAGGGGAUUCACAGAGUGAUCAGUCUCCCCAACAUGAGGUUAGAAAUAAAACCAUUUCACGGAAGAAGCUGUUUUAUGACAUUGAAGAAAGUAUAGAUGACGAAUAUCUUAUGCAAUUGUGCUCAACUAAAUUUGAAUCUACACAGAGGAGCGAUCUAGAUUUAAAAAGUUCAACAUCGCAAUCUACCGAGUUACACGAAUUGGAUACAGUAAGUUCCAACGCGAUCGAUGUGAAAAAACUGAAAAGUUCGGGAGUGGAGAAUAAAAGAGAGAAGAAUCUCUUCGAUGGUUCUGUAUAUGGCACGGAAGAAGCAGAGGAAGUUGGCACGACGAGUUCGGAAUUAAAAUUGAGUGUUGUUUCUUCAGACGAACAAUCGGACGAAGAAGAUACGUUUUUAAAAUUCAGAAAACGUUCCAAGAGAUUGGAUUUAUCUGAUUCAGAAGAGGAAGACGCUAUCGAUGAAGAGAACGACGAUGCGAGUAAUGAAGAGGAGGAAGAAAAGUAUGUAGACUAUGAUUCUGAGGAGAACGAAGUGACGGUUGUACCGAAGAAGGAUAUACAAAGAGUCGCGGCUGAUUUCUUGGAGGAGGAAGCCGAGUUGAGCGAAAGUGAUUGGGACUCCGCUGAUGAGGAUGAGAAGGACUUGGAUAAAUUGGAUUUUGAAGAGGCCGAUGAAGAACAGAUAGACGAGGAUGAAGUAAAAGACGAUCUGGGGAAGAUUCAUAUGAAACAAGUGCUGGAUGAAGAUAAAAGAGAAGUUCGACUGCUUCAGGAAUUAUUGUUUGAGGAUGGCGAUUUACAUACGGAUGGAGCGGGUCGUGAACGAAAAUUCAAAUGGAAGAAUAUAGAUAAAUUGGGAAACGAUAUCGAGAUGUCUCAAGUGCUUGACGAAAAUGAUGGCUGGGUAGAUGUGCAAGAAGAUGAAGAGGAAGCGAAGUGGAAUAAACUCAGACACGAAAGGGACAAAUUUCUUGAAGAAAGAAUGAAAACUUUAAGCAACGAAAUCGAGGAUGAUUUAGGCGAUAGUCAAAUUUUUAAAUUCGGACUGAAAACACUCAAGAAAGUCAAGAGCAAUGAGUCUCAAAAACAAGAUGUUUCUCCUGGCAAAGUGGAUUUAUCCGAUGAUACGGAACCGAUCAUGCCACGGAAUAUAACGGAUCUUUUGUAUGCUCCGAGCAUUGGGAAGAAAUCUCAGACAAUAUAUAAUGUUAUGAAAAAGCGUUCGCUUUUAACUCGAGGAGAAGAAUCGUUGGCGAGAAUAGCCACGUUGGUAAAGCAAAGUGAUCCUGCUUCUCAUACGGUGAACACAAGAAAUUUUGUCUUCCAGUAUAUCGAUCCAUGUAUAAAUAGUAUAUCUAAAAAAGCAAGAGAAGAAAAAGGCCGGAAUUUGCAAAACCAGGUAAUUGUAUCUGUUUAGAUAAUUUGAAGAAAGAUUCAUUGCUAUUUUCUGCUUUUCGCUCAUUUCCACACGUUCUUUCAUACCGAUCAAUUAUUUAAUAGUAUUUCUCAAUAUAGUAAUAGGUAACGAAUACUUGCUUCUUACAGCCUCGAAAAAGAAAGGUGACGUCGGAGUUUUCCUCGACAACGAAAAAAAGGACGAGGAAAUAGAGAUUAACCUUAAAGAAGAAUACUUCUUAUUUGCUACGAGACUGUGAGAGAGGUGUGCGCGUGUAUGUGUUUAGAGAAGUGACGCUUUUGAUACAACUUUUUUAAAUGUACAGAAUGAAUAAAUUUAUAUUUGUUGACGUCAUAAUAGAAUGUACAAGAACGUUGACAGAAACAAACAAGGGACUUAUUUUUGUAUAUAGAUAUAAAUAGUAAAUAUAUAUACAAGAGCACAAAAAUCACAUAGCAUGAUCGAGAAGGAAUGGUUUCUUUUUAUAUAAGUUUUUUCCUUCGUAAUAUCAUUUUUAGGGGGGGCAGUCACUUAGCUGCUUUAAUUAUAUUUUUAGGUCUGUUGCAAUCAUAUUUAUCACUAAAUGUGAUUGAUUGAAAAUAGGCUUAAGAAUAUAAUGAAACAGUAUUUGCUCGUAUUUACCUGUAAGUUACAUAAAACCUGAGUCAAAGGAAGGAAAAUUAAAUUCUUAUUUUCCUUCAUAUUACAUAUUUAUAGUUUUGUUACAACAUGUUUCAUCAUGUCGUGUUGUAUCAAGUCAUUUGACCAAGAAAAUAUUUUAGCCACACUUGACUCGAAGUACAAUCGCACAAAAGAUCUUGAGAAAUGUUUUUUUUUUUCAAUGC
Molecule: messenger RNA, 4927 nt
Organism: Dinoponera quadriceps
Lineage: Eukaryota; Metazoa; Arthropoda; Insecta; Hymenoptera; Formicidae
Product: claspin-like
Exons: 7
Coding region: 264-4103 (1279 amino acids)
Biological process (GO): mitotic DNA replication checkpoint signaling; mitotic G2 DNA damage checkpoint signaling; activation of protein kinase activity
Molecular function (GO): anaphase-promoting complex binding
Source: RefSeq, a predicted model, not a curated record